Pelobates cultripes (western spadefoot toad) is the source of this 393-nucleotide messenger RNA. Lineage: Eukaryota; Metazoa; Chordata; Amphibia; Anura; Pelobatidae. The record is from the annotation of a GenBank genome assembly.
AUGGCAGGCACUGGUAUGGACUCCAAAGACAGUGAGCCGCCUGCAGCUGCAGAUGUCCCCCUUACCAAACGGGACCUGGAGGAGUGCAUAGAAGACCUCAACAACCGCUCCAGGCAGAACUAUAUCUGCAUCAGAGGCCUGCCUGUGUCGGUCUCCACAGAAAGUGUGCAGGCUGAAUUUAAAGACCUGUUAAAUACCCUCCUGCCAGACGCCUUCAACUGGGAACUGGCGAUGUAUAGGGCCCACAGAGCCCUCCAACCUCUGGCUCUAAAUCCAGCACACUCACAAGAUGUCAUAGUCCACAUCCAUCACUUCUGGACCAAGGAGCGGCUACUCCAUGAGGCAUGGCUGCACCAGUCACAAUUCCAAGACAAUAGACUGUCCUUCUACUAA